Parastagonospora nodorum SN15 is the source of this 2054-nucleotide messenger RNA. RefSeq lists its product as hypothetical. The coding region runs from base 369 to 1889 and encodes 506 amino acids. The record is from RefSeq and is a predicted model, not a curated record. Gene Ontology annotation, molecular function: heme binding; iron ion binding; oxidoreductase activity, acting on paired donors, with incorporation or reduction of molecular oxygen, reduced flavin or flavoprotein as one donor, and incorporation of one atom of oxygen. The transcript is spliced from 2 exons. Lineage: Eukaryota; Fungi; Ascomycota; Dothideomycetes; Pleosporales; Phaeosphaeriaceae.
UCAAGUCGAACAUACACCCUGACAUAAGAGAUCGGACAUUUCUGGAUUCGACUUUCCUGCGAUUGGUGCAGAACAAGAACGGCUACGAUAAGCGAAAGAGGCUGAAAGGUGCAGGACGAGAUCCUCCACUGACAUACGAUUGGUGGCGACCUGCAUAGACACACUUCUGCAACUCGAAAAAACGAACGAAGUCAUCCAAGCACUGAGUGCACCUUAAAAAACUCGCGUCCAGAACGGGAUUGCCAUCCCGAGUCUGUUAGUGUGGACCCUUUGUCACAAGCGCGACGUCACCGAUUGCGACGGCAAACCCUACCUCGACUUUCCUUCAACAUCAGUCUCGACGGUUUCACUCGCACAUUCUUAAUACCAUGGCACACUCACCCCUCAUUUUCGUGGCCGCGGGCGCCCUGAUUUCCUGGUUUCUAUACACCAGGAUCACUCUUUACCUCGCGCGGCAGCGCUUCAAGAAGGAAAAUGGGUGCAAGCCAUGUACAUCCGUUUUCAACAAGGAUCCAAUCUUUGGUAUCGACGUCAUCAAGAUACAGACUACCAACAGCAAAAAGCAUAUCAUGUUGGAAGAAAACAAGAAGCGAUUCGAGAAAUUGGGAAACACUUUCCACACCCGCACUGUCACGAUACCCAUCAUUGCGACCUGCGAACCAGAAAACGUCAAGACGAUUCUCAGCUUGAAAUUCAAGGAUUACAGUUUGAGCCAUCGACAGGAUGCAUUCGCUCCACUUUUAGGCCAUGGUAUCUUCAAUGCGGAUGGAGAGCCGUGGGCGAACUCCAGGCAUCUGCUUCGACCGAACUUUGCCCGUGAUCAGGUCGCCGACAUUGAGGCAUUCGAACGACACUUCAAGAUCAUGCUCAAGCACCUUCCCCGCGAUGGUACAACAGUUGAUCUGCAAGAGCUCUUCUUCCGCUUCACCAUCGACAGUGCGACAGAGUUUCUGUUCAACCACUCCACCCACUCGCUCCGCAUGGUGGGCCAGGACGACGAGAACAACGAGGACGUCAUAUUCGGCAAGGCUUUCAAUUUCGCGCAAGACGAUACCACAGUACGCGCGCGUCUCGGUAUAUUUGACCGCUUCAGGAAGAAUGAAGAGGGCGAGAAGGCUAUCAAAAUUUGCCAUAGCUACAUUGAGCGAUUCGUUGACGAUGCGCUGGAGUUCCGGAAAAAGCUGGACGAGGAGAAAGUGGCUGGUGGCCAGAAAGAUGAGAAGUACUAUUUUAUACAAGAGGUCGCGAAGCAAACGAAGGACAGGAAGAGGAUCAGAGACGAGCUCAUCAACAUCUUGCUUGCGGGCCGCGACACAACUGCUAGUCUGCUGAGUAACAUGUUCUUCCAGCUCGCAAAGAAGCCAGAAAUAUACGCCAAGCUGCGAGAAGAGAUUUCUUCGCUUGAAGGCCGAAUCCCUACAUACGAAGAGCUGAGGGGUUUCAAGUACCUCAAAUGGUGUUUGAACGAAUCUCUGCGCUGUCACCCCGUCGUCCCAUCAAACUCUCGCUUAGCCAUCCGCGACACUAUUCUCCCUCUCGGCGGCGGCCCCAAUGGCCAACACCCUCUCUUCGUCCCCAAAGGCACAAUGGUCGGCUACUCGCCUUAUGUUAUGCAUCGACGAAAAGAUCUCUACGGCGAAGACGCCGACGAGUACAAGCCAGAGCGAUGGGCAAAUCUGCGUCCGGGAUGGGAGUACUUGCCUUUUAACGGCGGUCCGCGGAUUUGCUUGGGUCAGCAAUACGCUCUUACGGAGGCGAGCUAUGUCACUGUGCGCAUCGUUCAAGAGUUUAGCAAAAUCGAGAGCAGAGAUCCUGAGCCUUGGAUUGAGCAGUUGACGUUGACGUUGGCUAGUCACAAUGGUGUUAAGGUAGGGCUUACACCGGCUUAGGGAGGCGUGAAGUAGUUGUUGCGAAGAAUGUCGAAGGGCGAUGAUUCAGUGGGCGUUGAGGAGUUGGUUUUGAACAUGGACUAUCCCAGUGUCUAAAAGCAUAGCAUAGCAUAGCAUAGCAUAGCAUACUUCUCACAGCGAGCAAUUUGGCUUCCAAGGUUCAUU